AUGGAGGCCGUCCCUCCGAUCAGAUCCAGCCUCUCGGGGACUCUGCUGGUGGUAGUGAGGCUCUCCACACUGCUCCUUCAGAACCGGGCCCACCUCUACCAUUUCCUGCUCCUUAAGAUCAUCCUCUUCAACCACUGGCUGUCGGGGCUGACCCAGGAGGCCCGGGGGUCCCGCCCGCCCCCCGAGCUUGCAGCCUGCCCCGUGGGGCGGGUCCUACGCGCUGGGCUGGCCCUGAUGGAGGUGCCCGUGUGGCUGGUGCUGCGGACGCCCAGGCUGGCGUGGGCGGGCAUGCGCGGCUGUGCCCGGGCCUCGGGCCUGGCCCCGCAGCGGCUGGGCCUGUCGGCGGCUGCCUGGACGGACCUGCUGCUGUCGUGUCUGCAUGGCCUGAUGCUGGCGGCCCUGAUCCUGCUGCUGCUGGUCUGGAGACUGUGCCGGAAGGUGGGCGGCCUGGGCUGGCUGCUCAGGAAGGCUCUGCUGGAGAACCGCGUGGUGCUGGACUUACUGGCGCUGCUGAAGCGUCUGUACCGGCGGGCCGAGAGCACAACCGCGCGCACCUCCUGGCACGUGGCCUACCUCGUCACCUGGACCACCUGCCUGGCCUCCCACCUGCUGCAGGCUGCCUUUGAGCACACAGCCCAGCUGGCCCAGGCCCAGGAGGCCGAGCCCCAGGAGGCCUCGGGGCUCUGGUCUGAGUCGCCACUCCCUGAGCCCUGGGCUCCCAAGGCUGGGCCAGUCCUGCCAGAGCCUGGGAACCCUGGAGAAUAAAUGUAUCCCCGCCUGCCUCUCCUGUCUGGUC
This is a messenger RNA of Camelus dromedarius (Arabian camel), 796 nucleotides long. It is a transcript of the gene TMEM270, whose product is annotated as transmembrane protein 270. Bases 1 to 765 code for a protein of 254 amino acids. The record is from RefSeq and is a predicted model, not a curated record. The transcript is spliced from 3 exons. NCBI's taxonomy places the organism in Eukaryota, Metazoa, Chordata, Mammalia, Artiodactyla, Camelidae.